UUGGAAUUUCAAGCUCAAAAUUUGUUUGUAAUAUCAAUGGAAUUACACAUUUGGCCGUCAGACUUCGGUCUCCCAACUAUUGACGUUGUGUCUCUGCAGUUUUUGGCGUGCUCUAAAAUGUGUGCCAGCCCAGUAAGAGUCAUCCAAUCGACCCGUCCUUGGAGAUCGCCGAGCGGUGAGCUCCCAAUGGUCGCUCAAACCGAAGGAGAAGCAAAACCAGUGACAGAUUUCGAAAAAUUUGUGGAUAUUCUGAAAAAGUGCGGCCAAGACGUGGUUAUCGAUGCAGACUUGACCACUAUUGAGAAAGCACAGUUGGACGCAUUUUCCUGUUAUUUACAUCACAAUUUGUAUCCAGCAGUGAUGCACACAUUUUGGACGGACGAGCUCAAUUACAAUACAGUGACGCAAUAUUGGUACGCAUCUCAUCUGCAUUUCCCCUACAAUCUGUAUUACCUCGAAAAGCGACGAAAGAAGGCAUUGCGAUUGUUGGCUGGAAAGAAUGACACUGAAAUUUUGAAAGAAGCAUUCAUGGCGUUGAAUACUCUAUCCACAAAGCUUGGCGAUAAUAAAUUUUUCUGUGGAAAUAAGCCGACGUCACUGGAUGCCCUGGUAUUCGGCUACCUUGCUCCACUGCUCCGAGUUCCACUGCCAAAUGAUCGUCUUCAAGUCCAGCUCUCAGCAUGUCCGAAUUUAGUGAGAUUCGUGGAAACUGUGUCAUCAAUCUACCUGCCACUUGGCGAAGAUGAGCUCAAAAGACAACAAGCGAAUCGGAAAAUGUGGCAAUCUCGGAUCUCGAAAGCAAAAGCAGACAAAGAAGCCGCGAAAACAACAGAAGAAGCGUCGGAAUCACUUCCAGAAGAGCCUCCAAUGCGGGAUGCGAUUCUCUUCACUCUCGGAGCUCUCACGUUGUCAUUAGUGUUCGCAAUUCAUACCGGUCUGAUUCAAGUGUCAGUCGAAGAGGAGAUCUCUGAGUGAAAAUUGUUGUAUUUCUUUUUAAAUUGUUCUUCUUUUUUUGCUUGCCCCCUACCUACUGCCACCCACGAGACGACAAAAUCAGAAAUUUUCUAGUCCCUCUACGUUCAUCUGAUUGCAUUUUAUUGGUUCAUAGAACAUUUUCUGGUAGAUUUAUUGGAUCGUAAAUAUAAUGAAUGCUUUAUUUCCG
Messenger RNA from Caenorhabditis elegans, 1162 nucleotides. RefSeq names its product Metaxin-1 homolog (gene mtx-1). Gene Ontology annotation, biological process: mitochondrion organization. Bases 37 to 975 code for a protein of 312 amino acids. NCBI's taxonomy places the organism in Eukaryota, Metazoa, Nematoda, Chromadorea, Rhabditida, Rhabditidae. Gene Ontology annotation, cellular component: mitochondrion; SAM complex; mitochondrial outer membrane. The transcript is spliced from 3 exons. The record is from RefSeq and is marked reviewed.